AUGGAUCGAAUCGUCUGUGGGGUCUGGGACAUCCGUUUGCAACGGCGUCUCCUCGCCAGGCCAAACCUCACGCUGCAGAAAGCAAUUGAGGAGGCCGUGGCAUCGGAAGCUGCCGAACGCUCCGCCCAGGAGAUCCGCAAGGCCAGCAGCCCACGUCUUGCUAGGAAGCCAGCUCCAGUGCAUCACAAAGAGGCCAGCAGUGAUGAGCUGGUGGUGGUCGAAGGUCAGCGGCCAAGCCUCCUAGGGUUAGACUGGUUUGAUGCCCUCGGCCUGGAAGCCACCGGCAUCAACUGCAUCUCUAACGCAGAGACUGAGGAUCUGGUCAAAAACUUUGCUGAGGUUUUUGACGGCACUUUGGGGCAAUAUACAGGUACGCCCAUCUCCUUUAGCCUUGAUCCACAAGUUGCCCCCAUCAAGCUAAAGCCACACCAGGUUCCUUUUGCUCUCAAGGCUAAGGUGGAUGAACAACUGGACAAGCUGAUCGCCCAAGGAGUUUUGGAGCCGGUUGACCACGCCAAGUUGGAAACCCCCACUGUCAUGCCUGUCAAGCCGGACGGGUCGGUGAGAAUCUGCGCCGACUACAAGUGCACGAUCAACAAGGCACUUCAGCAGCACGCUUACCCGGUUCCUGUUGUUCAACACCUGCUGCAUUCCUUGGGUGAGGCCCAGACGAUCGUCACCCACCGAGGGGCAUUCCGUUGCCGCUGUUUGCAGUUCGGGGUGAGUGUGGCUCCUGGCAUCUUCCAAAGCCUUAUGGAGCAUCUCCUGUAAGGGAUUCCGGGCGUGGUAUCAUAUUUUGAUGACAUCUUGGUGUCCGCAGACUCACACCAGCAGCUCUUCGAGCGCCUCCGCGCCAUGCUGACCAGGUUCCAGGAGGCCGGGCUCAAGGUAAAGAGGGAGAAGUGCCAGUCGGACAGUGUGCUGGUACAGUACAGUGAAGCCAGGCCGCUGGUCCUUGCCUGCGAUGCCUCACCUUUUGGCAUAGGCGCUGUCCUCAGUCACUGUUUUCCAGACAGAAGAGAAGCACUGCUCGCCUACUUUUCCAGGACGCUAUCUCCAAUGGAACGGAAUUACAGCCAGCUCGACAAGGAGGCACUGGCACUUGUGGCUGGAGUGAAGAGGUUCCAUGAAUACCUCUACGGCAGGACUUUCGACCUUAUCACCGACCACAAGCUGCUCCUGGGCCUCCUCGCCGGUGAUCGACCAACUCCAGUGGUCCUCUCGCCACGCAUGCUGCGAUGGACUGUUUUCCUGGCUGCCUACCACUACCAGCUCGUCCAUCGCCCAGGGAAAUCGAUGGGCCAUGCCAACGCCCUCAGCCGUUCCCCUCUUCCAGCGUUUGUGGAAGACCCGGCUCCUGCCUCAUCGCUCCUCCUGAUUGAGGAUCUUCUGGCAGCGCCUGUAUUGGCUGCCACUGUGGCCUCCACAUCUGCCCAGGAUCGCACCAUCAGCCUUGUGCUCAACUGGGUGUGGAGGGGGUGGCCACAAGGGCCUUUUGCAUUGGAGUUCCAGCCGUUCGCAACCAGACAACAUGAACUCUCGGCUCAUCGCAGCUGUCUGCUGUGGGGAGACCGCGUCAUGAUUCCACAAAGACUCCGUCAACGCGUCCUUGAGGCUCUGCACGUUGGGCACCCGGGAAUCGUCAAAAUGAAGGCGUUGGCUUGGUGUUACGUCUGGUGGCCUAACAUGGACGAUGCCAUCACUGCCUGGGUUUCCGCCUGUCAAGUGUACCAAGAAUCGAGGCCUGCGCCACCGGCAGCUAAGGGACACACCUGGGAGACGCCCAAGACACCCUGGUCGAGGGUGCACAUCGAUCUGGCCGGCCCCUUUCGCGGCCGGACCUUUAUGGUAGUGGUGGACGCCUAUUCCAAGUGGCUGGAGGUGGCCCUGAUGCCCUCCACCACUACCCAGGCCGUCAUCCGGGUGCUGCGAGGCCUCUUUGCGACGCAUGGGUGUCCUGAUGUCCUUGUCUCUGACAACGGACCACAGUUCACGUCCGGCACGUUUGAGCGGUAUCUUUUGGGACUGGGCAUCCGCCAUGCCCUAACGGCACCAUUUCAUUCAUCCAGCAAUGGGCAAGCAGAGAGAAUGGUGUGCUCGGCAAAAGAGGCACUGGCCCGCCUACGCCGCCUCAGGUCCCCACUCGACUGGCUGCACCCGGACUUUGCCAUGGCUGAACCCCCAGGCUGUGCCCCCUAUGGUCCGAAAGACUCAGAAACAAGUUGGUGGUUUCUACCUCAACAGCCUCCGUCAGUUUGGUGA
Molecule: messenger RNA, 2262 nt
Organism: Podarcis muralis (Common wall lizard)
Lineage: Eukaryota; Metazoa; Chordata; Lepidosauria; Squamata; Lacertidae
Source: RefSeq, a predicted model, not a curated record